CAGCUCCCUGCUCGCAGAGAGUGAAACAAACAUGGCGACAGAAUGGAGUGGACAGGGGUAUGUUCUAACUUUGAUCGUUUUUCUCUGGGGCGCAGUGGCUGGGCGAAUGGAGACAGUUGUCGAGGGGAUCAGCGGCAGCCGGAUCUUGGGCAUGCGGCUGGAAAAGAGCGACAAACCAGCCACGACCACUGAUGACGGAGUCAUCCAGGUAACGGAGGAGAGCAGCGUCCAGCUCAGGUUUUAUGGGGUGCAUAUGAACUCUGGCACCUGGUCACAGAUCAGGUUCACGGAGCACGGGGACAGCGGAGAGGAGGGAAACAGUAAUGACAAUAUUAACAGGACUUGUGCCGAUUUUACCAAAGACAUCACCAUCAGCAAUUACAUGAACGUCAGUAAGCUGGGCACAUCGGGGGUGCUCGGAAUUAACAUUAAACCGCUCCGCAAGAGCGAGCCACAGAAGGAGUAUGGUCUGUGCGUCAAGAGUAGUCCCGAAGACAGGUGGCACUUGCUGGGGGACAGCGAUGGCAGGAUGCUGGUGGUUGAGGAGAAAAAGCCGCUGAUGCCGAUAUGGUUUCAGGCCAUCCUGAUUUCCUGCCUGCUGGUACUGUCCGGCAUGUUUAGUGGGCUAAACUUGGGGCUGAUGGCCCUGGACCCCAUGGAGCUCCGCAUAGUCCAAAGUUGUGGCACCGACAAAGAGAAGCGUUACGCUCGCAAGAUAGAGCCUAUUCGCAGCAAAGGGAACUACCUGCUCUGUUCGCUCCUGUUGGGGAAUGUUUUGGUCAACACUACACUCACAAUCCUUCUGGACGACCUGAUCGGCUCCGGCCUGGGGGCUGUGGUCGCUUCCACGGUUGGCAUCGUUAUUUUUGGUGAGAUCGUGCCCCAGGCACUGUGCUCUCGCCACGGUUUGGCUGUUGGGGCAAACACAAUCACGGUGACGAAGUUCUUCAUGGUAUUAACCUUCCCGUUGUCCUUCCCGGUCAGCAAGCUGCUGGACUGCGUGCUCGGCCAGGAGAUUGGCACUGUGUACAACCGGGAGAAGCUUGUAGGGAUGCUGAAAGUCACAGAGCCCUACAACGAUUUGGUGAAAGAGGAGCUGAACAUUAUCCAGGGCGCACUGGAGCUCCGAACAAAGACCGUGGAAGACGUGAUGACGCCGCUGAGCAACUGCUUUAUGAUCCAUAUCGACGCGAUUCUGGACUUCAAUACCAUGUCGGAGAUAAUGCAAAGCGGCUACACGCGCAUCCCGGUCUACGACGAGGAACGCUCGAACAUUGUUGACAUUCUGUACGUCAAAGAUUUGGCUUUCGUGGACCCGGACGACUGCACAACGCUUAAAACCAUCACCAAGUUCUACAACCACCCGGUCCACUUCGUCUUCCACGAUACCAAACUCGACGCCAUGCUAGAAGAGUUCAAGAAAGGUAAAUCCCACCUGGCCAUAGUGCAGAAGGUGAACAAUGAGGGAGAGGGGGAUCCCUUCUAUGAGGUGCUGGGUCUGGUCACAUUGGAGGACGUCAUUGAGGAGAUCAUCAAGUCUGAGAUCCUGGAUGAGUCCGACCUCUACACUGAUAAUCGCAACAGGACAAAAGUGGCCUAUAACAAAAAUAAGCCAGACUUUUCUGUGUUCAAACAAGAGACUGAAUCCAAAGUGAAGAUUUCACCUCAGCUAAUGCUGGCUGCUCACCGCUUUCUGGCUACAGAGGUGAGCCUGUUCAGCCCGCUCCAGAUCACUGAGAAGGUGCUGCUGAGGAUCCUGCGGCACCCACACGUCAUCCAGGAGAUCAAGUUCAGCGACGGCAGCAAGCAUUCGCCCCAGCACUACGUCUACCAGCGUGGCAAGGCCGUCGACUACUUCAUCCUCAUCCUGCAGGGCCGGGUUGAGGUGGAGGCGGGGAACGAGAACAUGAAGUUCGAGACGGGACCUUUCUCCUACUACGGUGUCAUGGCUUUGAGCUCUCCCCCCCUGGGUAAUGUUCCAUCCCACCUCAGUGGUCUAAACCGCUCGGCCUCUCUGACCUGCGCAGAGCGCUCUGAGUCCCUCUCCAUCAGCGGCAGUAACACCCAGCUCAACAGCUCGCCGUCUCCGCACUACACCCCUGACUUCAGCGUGCGCGCGCUCUCCGACGUGCAGUUCGUCAAGAUCACACGUUCGCAGUACCAGAAUGGGCUGAUGGCGUCGCGGCUGGACAGCACCCCGCAGUCCCCUGAAAGUGAGCACAAAAGGCUGGGGGACCCGCCCGUGCUCCCCCCGGCCCAGCCCGCCGAGCCCACGGAGAACGGGCCGGACGAGACCACCUCGCUGCUGACCGAGCAGAACUGCCUGCCGCCCAGCCGCCCCAACCACGCCCACAUGCUGAGCCAGCUCCACACCCACGCCCACACCGAGAGCACCAUCUGAGGGGCUGCAGCAGAGGGAAGCUGUGUGGAGGAGCUGGGGGGGGUGUGGGGGGUGCACACUGCUGAAGUGGAACAGGAAGAGCACAGUGGUGUACCUGCUUUAAGCCUACACACAGUAUCCUCUCCCACCUGUCCCCAACCUCUGUGUGUGUGAGAGAGUGUGUGUGUGUGUUUGCAGGAAGAGCAAGACAAGAGCUAUACUGUUCACAGAUGUAAACAGAGCUCUGGGGAUUGUGUGUGUGUGUGUGUGUGUGUUUGUUGGACACUGUUCCAAGGGAUGGGGGAUGGGGGUUUUUGUAGUGUGGUAUGUCAGUGGUCAGGAAGGCAUGUGAAUGAGAGUGAACUCUUGAUGUGAGAGUGAAGUUUGUGCAGAAAGACCACAAUUUGUGGCUUUCUAUAGAUCUUUGUGAGAAGUUUAACUUAAUUUAAGAACAAAACAUGAAAAGAAAAACCAUCAGCUUCAGGAUUGUUGCCUCAUGUAACAGGGUGGAGACACCCAGAAACCCAUAAGCAAGUGUCUGUGUUCUUGUUGGUGGGGUUGGCUUGCUGUAUAGCAUGUGGCCUUCGCACAUGGCCCUACAGUAUGCCACAACCUCAGAAAGAUGAAAAUCACACGCACUGCACAUCCACACACCUUCAUCCACAAGGGGGCACACAUCAGCAAGAACAGAGACUGAAAGAAUCAAUUUACUGUUUUAUACAAAUAUAUUAGUAUACACACAGACACUAUUCCUGUGAACCUCAUGAUUUUUUUGGGUUUCAGAGGGUCACGCUGUAACUCUUACACUACACCAGCACAGAGUCACUCUCCCUCACAGUCUCCAAGGCAACGUGUGUGUGUGUGUGUGUGUGUGUGUCUGUGUGUGUGUGUGUGUGUGCAUAAUGUCUCUGUUGUGUGAUUCAUCUGACACUAGCAAUACAUUCCCUCAAAGAAAUCCCAAGUCGGCAUGUUUUCCCCCAAAAAUUGGACCGAGGGGUCCACUGUGGGCUUUAGGAAGACAGAGGCCUGUGUAGCAGUGCGGGGAAAGCACAGCCUUUUUGGGCAGCGAGGGCAAAGUUUGGGCAUGUUUGACAGAACAUGAUUGGUCUUCCUUCAGAGUAAGUCAGCUCCUGGUAUCGCAAUGAGCCUUGAGUGGCUGAGGCAGAAAAGCUUUAGGAGUGCGCUGGUGGCUGGCUGCUAGGCUCCCCAUAUACCUGGACACCCGCCUCCCAAAUAUAUAUAUAUAUAUAUAUAUAUAUAUAGAUAGAUAGAUAGAUAUAUAUAUAUCAUAUAUGAGAUUUAUUAUAUUUAUUUUGCAAAACUGUUUAAUGUGUAUAUUCUUGAGAUUUUAUUGUGUGUUGUAUAUUCUGUUUUAUAAUCUCUUAUCUCAGUUUUACACUCGUUUUUAUUGUGUUUUUUUUUUUUUCGUCUUGCUAAAGACUUCUUGUUUCGGCUGCCAAUCUGAUUAGCUGAUAGUGGCAGCCACCGUGGCACAAAGACACGAACACAGCCUCGACAGCCCUACAGUCUUGGCUAGUUUAAAAUAUUCUCCUUAGUGCAAUAGAAGGAAUCUACAGUUUGAUUAGACUUAUUGUUAUCUGUGAAGUUAAUGCUUUAAGGACCAUCUGUACUGAACUCCCACAUGGCUUCUGCUUUAUUUAUUUAUUUAUUUAUUUAUUUAUUUCUCCGCAGUCAGGGAGCAAGCAGGCACACACAGGGAAGCUAAAUCUGGGUCCUUCUGUGGGUUCCUUCCACUCCCUGGCCCGUCCCUGCUGCUUUUGGGAUGAACUUGAACGGAUGGGCCAGAUGUACACUCCCUACAGCAGUAGACUACCCCACUGUGCGGUAGACAUUGGAGGUACCCCUUUUUAAUACCAUAGUAUUGGUCUCCAGCACUUUCAAUAACCACUGUGAAGUUUUGUAGCACUCCCACCCCAUUCACCAACCCCAGCCCGCAUCAGACUGUGAGAUUUACCACCCAUUCCCCCACCCCCCCCAAACCCCACCCCAAUGUUGGUUGAAAUUUUGAGGUUUCAAAGCAAUAGAGGUAAUGCUUGGAGAUUAUGUAUAUAUGCUAGAAUAUAAUAAGCUGAUGGGGUUUCUGUGCCCGCAAUUUUGCUUUUUAGAAUGAAGUAUCUUAUACUGGGGUGCAUCUGUGGCUCCUUCUGUUUGUUGUACCAGAAGAAGAGAGGUGUCACCCAUCACCUCUGCCUGAAAAGGCUCUUUGUGGGCAGGAUAUAGACCUGCUACCAUUUUGGGGCACUGUAUAUUAGGAUUGGAAAGGGACUAAACUGGACUUAUGAAUGGACUUAUGAAGGGAAUUGAUCAACUGUUUGUAACUUUAAACUGUGGUUCAUUGCUGUUGUGUUUUUCUAGGUUUGCGUUUGUUUGUUUUGGGUGGGGGUUUGGGGGGGGGGGGUAAGACAUUGUGUGGGCCUUCUUCAAUGCUGUGUCAGUGUUGAGUCUCCCCACCUCUCCUAUGUUGCGGUGUUUUAUUUGAUCAAAACAUAAAUGGAAGUGUAAUUAUUCAGGUGAUCAAGCAUCUGGUCAAGUAGUGCCUAUGGCUACAGAUGUAGGUGAUAAAAGUGAUUUUGUUUAAUUACUGUUCUUUGUUUGGUCAAGGUCAAGUACACUGGUGUAGAUGUUGUAACAUAAUUUGUCCACUUGGGGGAGGUCCUUCUUAAAUCCAGGAUUCCUACCUGUUCUCCCCUCGGACAAAGACACUGUGCCAGCAGUAACCAAGAUGGCAGAUGGCUCAUAUUCAGAGUUACUGUCCCUGUGUCAAUGAACCUGUGUCUGUGGCAGAAACUCCUUUUCAAAAAGACCAGGGAGGUAUGAAGAGUGCACCUCCCCAGUGACAAAUGGACUCUGCCUUGGAAGUGAAGCUAUGGCAUUCCAAAGAAUAUUUUGUCCUAUUCCAGGGGCCAGUGGUUCAACCUGACCCUCACAUAGCUACUGUUUAACUGGGUCACAGUUUUCCAGCAGGUAAAUUGAUAACUGAUGGUUUGUUUUUUUUGUUUUUUUACUGCUGGUGUAUUUCAGUGAUUAAGGGCAUCUGGAAAAUGGAUGUGAAAUACUGUAUUGGAAAUCUACAUCUGUAAAAAAAAGUCACUACAUUUGUAAAAAGCCACUUUUCCACCGCAUGGUACUGGCUCAACUUGACUCGACUCUACUCGCUUUUGGUACCAGGUAGGCUACUUCGUUUUCCACUGCAGAUAGUACCCCCAUCAAUGUAGCUGGUCGUUAUUAGCGACGCCGCAUGAAACGCGUUGCUCUGACCAAUCAGUGGUCUGCAGUGUUUUCAUGUCACCUUUUGGUAUUGCCUCAGCUCACUUGGAACCUCGGCGGAGGUGAUACCAAAAAAGUACCAGGUACCAGGUACUAUCCACAACUAUUGCCCAAUGUAAAACCAAAAAAGUCGAGUAGAGUCGAGUCGAGUUGAGCCAAUACCAUGCGGUGCAAAAUCAGCUAAAGAGAUCAUAUUUUUGAAGUAGGGUGGAGAAAAGUAUUCUUGUUUAAGAAGCACUUCCAUUCAUAAACGAUAUCCUAAGGGAUGAAGGUUCUGUUUAAAAUAAGUACUAGUACACUUACAAAUAUCUGAUGUGCUAAAAAAAUGUGAAAUUAUUGCUCAGUUUCCUCAAAUGGGUGUUGCUAAAAAAGAAAAAAAUACAAGAUUAGACUGUUUCCAGGGGCUGAGAAUAUGAUGUGGUGUCUCCUUAUUAGUGCCUUUAUGUCAUCUAGUGUUAACACUAAGGUACUGUUGUUGCUUUGGGGGAACCAGUCAGUCAAGCAGUCAGCAUCAGUGAGGGAAACUGCUGUUCCCAGGGGCUGUUGUCACAGCCAAAAAUAAAUUUAUUGUAUAUAAUAUGUUUAAAGAAACAUGCAUUAGACUAAUCUUUGCAUGGUUGCGCAAGUGUUUCAUGAAUGUUGCCUCUGAUAAAGCAUAAAACAAAAAACAACUCUAAAAGGACAACCAAAUUUGCAUUCUUGUCGUCGUUUGUUCGUGUGUCACAUUUAAUGGAAAGGUUGUGUUGUGCAAGUGUUUUUUUAUGUCUAUUCUGUUCAAUUAAAGCGCAGAGUGGUUUUAGCCUUGUUUCUCACAGUAACACAUUUUAAAGUAGCACAUCUUUUACUUUUUUCAGUACUUGCACAAGGUUUCUGUUUAUUUCAUCUUGAGCUUAAGAUGAAAAGUACUGCUGUUAACAGCUGACGGGAAAUCACUUUGUGCUUUGAUUGAACACACCCAGCCCCCUUUCUCUAUUCCCCAUGCAGUGGUCGGUAGCCGAGAUGCAUUCCUCACUCUGCACAGUGAAACAGCGUCUUGCUGACUGGGCAAAGGUAGGAAAGAGUACUCCCGCUGCCCAGCUUAACAUUGAAAUCCCUUUGUACACGAACUUGGGGGUUUGGUUUGGUACGUUAAUCCUGCUUUUCCAAAACCUUCUGCUUCUGAGGAAUGUGGCAGAAAGGGAGUUUAGAUCCAGGUUUUUUUUAUUUACUCAUUCGUAUUUAUUUAUUUUUAUUUUUUGGAGCUGAGGUUGGUGUUAGCACACAGUUGAUGAUUACAAUGAGGUGAGGGUUAAAAUUUAGAGGUGCACUUCCAGGCACAGAGCCCAUUUUCCACAAAGAGAAAUUCAACCACACACACCAUGUCAGUGUAACCACCCGUACAACUGUGUGCUGCCCUCGCUCCUUAUUUAUUUAUUUAUUUAUUUAUUUAUUUAUUUAUUAUUUAUUUAUAUGUCAAGGGACUGUGUACAUCUCAAUAUCUCAUGGCAGAUGCCUUUGAUUUCAGUGCGCCAGAGUUGACUACUUAGUCAUUUUCCUUUCUGGGCGGGAUUUAAAAAGCAGCAAAUCACUAAUGACUGACUUCUUGAUUGUUUGUACUUCCUUUUUUCCAUGUUAUUAAUUUACUGGUCCAGUAUUUUCUCCCUGUUACCUUUUCACCUUGAUGUUUUUCAUUGUAAUUGUAUUGUUGUGGUGCAGUGUCUCAGUCAUAAUUAAUGACCAUGAAAUUUUGUAACCAUGGUAGGGACGUUGGAUUAGGUAACCCACCCAAAGGUUGCCAGUUUGAAUCCCUUGACAGUGCUGUUGCACCUUCAGCCAGUGUACUUUUUGCUGUGCAAAGAAAGUAUUAUAGAUAAGUCAAAAAUGAGAGAACAGAAAUUCACCCCCCCCUCACCAAACGCUGCUCGUUUUUACUGCGCUCCCACCUUGGCGUGACAAGUCAAGUGACCCAGCCUUCUCCUUCUUCCCGCACUCUUCCUGGGGUCACAGAGCCUUAUGUCCCCGCUUAAACAAUGUUCUUUUUGGCCAUCUGGACUCACACAGAUAAGCACUUUAGCAGGGAAGGAGGUGUCCCAGGUGUAGGAACGGUACAAACAGCCAUUUCCAUGGAAAUGCUUCAGUCUAACCCUGUCACUUGUGCUUCAGACCAACCCCUGUUCGUUUGGACUCCCAGUACCAGUCUAUGGUCGAGACAUGUAUCAUAUUGGGGACUAAAAUGAUACAUGUCUCUGCCAUAGAGUGGUACUGUUGGAGUCACAGUACCACUCUAUGGUAGAGACAUGUAUUAUAUUUGGAACUAAAAAGCAAGUCAUCAUUGUCUUUUGUUGUUUAUUUACCUUUUUUUAAUCUGUCAUAUUUCCCACUCUUGCAAAUAAAAUGAAGAAAUGAAAUUUAAUUAUUUUAUUUUUUAUUUGUUUGCUUCUUUAUUUAUGUAUCGAUUUAUUUAUUUUUCUGGUAUGAAUGUCUUGCCAUAUUUCCAUGGUUGUAAUGAUGUUUUUUGAGAUAUUUCAGAUUGUAGAGUUUGACAUGUUCAAGUUCUGAGAAGUUACUUUUGUACUGUAAAAAGUAGGAUGUCAGUAAUUGUGAAAAGCACUAUUAUUGUUUUUUUUUGUUUGUUUGUUUUGUUU
This is a messenger RNA of Anguilla rostrata (American eel), 8292 nucleotides long. Its product is annotated as metal transporter CNNM4. Lineage: Eukaryota; Metazoa; Chordata; Actinopteri; Anguilliformes; Anguillidae. Gene Ontology annotation, molecular function: magnesium ion transmembrane transporter activity; sodium ion transmembrane transporter activity. Bases 32 to 2401 code for a protein of 789 amino acids. Gene Ontology annotation, cellular component: plasma membrane; cytoplasm. The record is from RefSeq and is a predicted model, not a curated record. Gene Ontology annotation, biological process: intracellular manganese ion homeostasis; magnesium ion transport; magnesium ion homeostasis. The transcript is spliced from 7 exons.